This is a messenger RNA of Opisthorchis viverrini, 729 nucleotides long. RefSeq lists its product as hypothetical. The record is from RefSeq and is a predicted model, not a curated record. The coding region runs from base 106 to 729 and encodes 207 amino acids. NCBI's taxonomy places the organism in Eukaryota, Metazoa, Platyhelminthes, Trematoda, Opisthorchiida, Opisthorchiidae. The transcript is spliced from 2 exons.
CUGGUUCCAAAGCCAGAUCCAUCAACAAUAGAGCAUUUGCACAAGCAACUUGAUCGGUUGGUUGACUAACUGAAGCUGCUGUAUCCGCGUAAGGCUGCCGUGUGCAUGAAGCGUCUGAUUGUACAAAGCGAGCUGAUGUUGCGUCAAAAUUCAACUAGUGCACAGGACAACAAGCCUCUGGUGUUAGAUGGCAACCGCAAACAACCACGGUGGCGUUUGACGUCAAACGACGCUGUUCCCUGUGGUCUGUCUCGCCAACCAACUGACCCUGCUGAUUGGUGGUUUCAACGUGAUCGACUUCCAUAUCACCGUUAUUGCUGCGGCAAACAACCCUGCCCGCUGUGUGGAGAAAAUCUUCAGGCGCGUCCACCAAGAUCUUUGAGGCCGUACUCGGCACAGAUGUUAUCAUUUACUAGGAACUCUUGUAAACUGGGUACGGUGGGUGUUUCUUCAACGACUUCAUACCGGGGACCUCGCCUCGCGUCCUACACACCAACUUAUUGUCGCGGGCCAGUUUGGACAUCUGGGACAGUCCCCUCAUCAUUUGAGCUUGAAAUAUCUACAACCGCCACUUCGUCGGGAACAACAGUCUUCUUGGCCCGCUGUGACAAGUCCCUCAAGAAAUUCCGUCGGAAGGAGGGCAGGAGGAUCCAAGUUCAACAAUAUAGACGGAGGCAAUUGGUCGUAGUCCGCGAUGCUCGUAUCCGUACCCAGGUUGAUGGGAGGUGA